Molecule: messenger RNA, 839 nt
Organism: Hemicordylus capensis (graceful crag lizard)
Lineage: Eukaryota; Metazoa; Chordata; Lepidosauria; Squamata; Cordylidae
Gene: NDUFB8
Product: NADH:ubiquinone oxidoreductase subunit B8
Exons: 5
Coding region: 18-641 (207 amino acids)
Biological process (GO): mitochondrial electron transport, NADH to ubiquinone
Cellular component (GO): mitochondrion
Source: RefSeq, a predicted model, not a curated record
GCUUAAGGAGGGGGAGUAUGGUUGGAGGAGGUCACCUUCUCUCUAAGCCGGGAAGGAAAGAAACAGAGGUUGCAGUCUUGUGCUCCUUACCUGAGAGUAAGCCCAUUGAACGCAAUGAACUGCUGAGCACACAGGAAUCAGAUCCAGCCUUUGGGAUGGAGAGGUCUUCAGACUUGCCCAAAGACCUGCUGCCUGGGCCAUACCCCAAGACUCCAGAGCAACGGGCAGCUGCUGCAAAGAAGUACAACAUGACAGUGGAGGACUAUGAGCCAUAUCCGGAUGAUGGCCUAGGUUAUGGUGAUUAUCCCAAACUCCCAGACCGAUCCCAGCAUGAGAGAGAUCCGUGGUAUGACUGGGACCAUCCAGAUCUGAGGCGUAACCAUGGAGAGACAAUGCACUGGGAUUUUGAUAUGUUCGUUCGGACCCGGGUUGACACCUCUCCUACACCCCUCUCCUGGCAUACGAUGCGUAAUUAUCUUGUGGGCUUUAUUAGCUUCAUGGUCGUCAUGUGUAUUCUUGGUGAGAUUUAUCCAUCCUACCAGCCUGUGGGCCCAAAGCAGUAUCCCUACAACAAUCUGUAUUUGGAGCGGGGGGGAGAUCCCAACAAAGAGCCACCAGAGGUGAAGAACUAUGAGAUCUAAGAGUUUCUGGAACUAAAGCUCCUCUUGUUCUCUCUAAUCAGAGUUAUCUGCUGAACCAAGUAUAUUGCACAUUACUUGGUUUUAAAGAUCCUGAUGCGGGGGUGAAAAUCUAUGAAAAGUUCUUUUGUUACAUUGUAUGUACUGUGAACCACGUGGGGUUACUUUGCAUCUUAUCUUAAUAAAGGAAAGUUCCUUUUA